Molecule: messenger RNA, 3230 nt
Organism: Cottoperca gobio
Lineage: Eukaryota; Metazoa; Chordata; Actinopteri; Perciformes; Bovichtidae
Gene: eef2k
Product: eukaryotic elongation factor 2 kinase
Exons: 20
Coding region: 935-2902 (655 amino acids)
Biological process (GO): myosin II filament disassembly; response to differentiation-inducing factor 1; protein phosphorylation
Molecular function (GO): calcium ion binding; calmodulin binding; elongation factor-2 kinase activity
Source: RefSeq, a predicted model, not a curated record
CCGCCAAAGAAGUCUGUCACUACCUGAAGAAACUGGUUUACACCCGGCAGCUGUCAAACUCUCUUCCUAAGAGCCACUUUAUGUUCAAGAAUGAAACAGAAACGGUGGCAGAACCUCCGUCGAACAAGGUUUUGUCUCAAAAAGCACGGGUAUGUUACAGAUUAAAUUUAUAUCUUCCAUCUCUCCUCCUCCAUCCUCUUCACCAGUGACCAUCUACACCUCCCGUUUUCCUACUCCACACUGUAAUCUACCUUUUCUUUUUAAACUUUUGUAGCAACAUACUCUUAUUUCCCAUGACUCUCUUUAUGGCUGAUGUUAUGUGUAUUCUAAUCAAUGCAUUCUCCCUUCCUUCACACUGUAUUCCCAUACUGUAUUUAAUCAAUCUACACUAACAAACACCAGGAAAGGUAUACUGUUAUUUUAGAAAACACUGAAACUGUACUUUUUUUGUUCGUCUGUAGUAUUUCUGACAGCAUGCAGAAGUUGCACACUUCUGCAGGUGAACGAGGUCUGACAGGAGAUGCGUCAUCUGGUCCGUGUCACAAACAGACAUGACACUCCUAUCAGUUAAAAACUCAACCCUUCAUAUUUCUUUUCCUAUAAAUCCUCCGCUCUAAAUAUAAUCUUGGGCUGCACAGUGACCAGUCGAAUGGAGGGAGACAUGCUGCCGUACUGUUUGGGUCAGGGUUUGGGUUACUGGUGCAGGUUUGGAUUACCAGUGACGCUUGAUUCAUGGGUCCUACCAAGAAAGUCAUUUUUAAAAAAUGAUACGACUGCACGUGGUGAUCACAUUCAUAUUAAGAAGUGUCAGCAGGCUCAAGUGUACAUGGGCGUGUCCCUGAGUUUUGUUGAUAGAUGAUCUGCAUUGUAGGCUUCCCCAGCACUGCGCUGAUAAAAUGAUGCAUGGAAACAUGCGAUUGAAAAGGCCAGAGCUAUGCCCGACCCCUGGGCAGAGUUUCAUCUGGAGGACGUUGAGACUCAACCCUGCAUUCGUUACAGGUACAAUGCCGUCACAGGAGAGUGGGCUCAGGACCAGGUCCACAUCAAGAUGGCUGCCCAGCCGUUUGGGAGAGGGGCCAUGAGGGAGUGCUUUAGAACGAAGAAGUUAUCGAAUUUCUCACACAGCAGCAAUUGGAAGUCAGCAUCUAAUUAUGUGUCCAAGCGUUACAUGGAGACGGUGGACAGAAAUGUUUACUUUGAGGACGUCAGGCUGCAAAUGGAGGCCAAACUCUGGGGAGAGGAGUACAACCGCCACCGGCCUCCCAAACAGGUGGACAUCAUGCAGAUGUGCGUAAUGGAGAUGGCAGACCGACCCGGUAAACCUCUCUUCCACCUGGAACAUUACAUCGAGGGCAAGUAUUUAAAAUACAACUCCAACUCUGGCUUCGUGAGGGACGACAACAUCCGACUCACUCCACAGGGCUUCAGCCACUUCACUUUUGAGCGAUCGGGCCACCAGCUGAUCGUGGUGGACAUCCAAGGAGUCGGAGAUCUCUACACUGACCCUCAGAUCCACACAGAGAUGGGGACUGACUUCGGAGAUGGAAAUCUAGGUGUGCGAGGCAUGGCGCUGUUCUUCCACUCCCACCUGUGUAACAAGAUCUGCAAGAGUAUGGGCCUGACGCCCUUUGACCUUUCUCCUGCGGAGAAGUCUCAGCUGAACUGCACCAACAAACUGCUUAAGUCAGCCCAGACGAUGCUGAGGGGCUGCGAGGAGCCCUGCGGUUCUCCUCGUGUUCGUACCAUGUCAGGAAGCCGGCCACCGCCGCUGUUUUCCCGUCUGUCUGAGACGUCUUCUGCAGACGAGAGCAUGAGCGACGUGGACUCUGUCCCCUGCUCGCCUCUCAUACUGCCCUGCUCCCCGCUAGCUGCACAUGGAUAUCUGGGAAGGUCCCCCAUCGGCUUAUCUUUUGCUGGAAUGUACGAACGUGAAAGACUCAAUAAUAACAACACAAGUGAACACAAGGAAUCCGAUAGUGGCGGGGACAGCGGCUACCCCAGUGAGAGACGGAGUGAUGGCGAUCCAAAUGACCACGUGGACGGGGCCCAUCAUCGCAGCCAAAGACAAUAUUCUGAGUCGGAUGAGGACAGUGUCAGACUGAGGAAGAUGGUAGCUCCUCCAAGAGUCUCUGUACACCUAAAUUCAUACAAUGCUGACCACGAAUGGCUGACGGAGGAGAAGUGGAGCUUCUACCAUUCGUCCCGCUCUCACGUCCACCGCCCCUCCUGUGUGGCCACCGAGGUGGAGCGACUCGACGCUCUGAUGCAGAAGAAGAUUGGCCAGUCGAUCCUCGGAAAGGUCCACCUGGCGAUGGUGCGGUACCAUGAAGCGGGUCGCUUCUGUGAGAAGGAUGAGCAGUGGGAUCAGGACUCGGCCAUGAUACACCUGGAGAGAGCUGCGCUGUGUGGAGAGCUGGAGGCUAUCGUGGCCUUGGGACAGUGCUGUAUGCAGCUGCCUCAUCACAUACUGCCAGACAUGGAGCUGGAGGAUAACGCAGGAAACAAGAUGAAAGGUUUUAAGUACCUGCUGCUGGCUGCUGAGGCUGGUGACAGAUCUUCCAUGAUCAUAGUGGCCCGAGCCUUUGAUAGUGGCAUCAGUCUGUCAGCUGACAGAAAGCAGGACUGGGAGGAAUCGAUUCACUGGUAUGACAGUGCGUUAAAAAUGACAGACUAUGAUGAGGGGGGAGAGUUCGAUGGGAUGCAGGACGAGCCUCGCUACCUGCUGCUGGCCAGAGCGGCAGACAUGUACCAAGAGGGAGGAUACAACCUCACCGCAGACCCACAGAGAGCAGGUGAUCUGUUCACAGAGGCAGCAGAAGCUGCCAUGGAGGCCAUGAAAGGUCGAUUGGCUAACCAAUACUACAUGAAAGCUGAAGAAGCCUGGGCGCUAAUGGAGGAAUAAUUCUGGACACAUUUUUUAUCACAAUAAGGCUACAGGAGUUCAUUUUUACACGUUCAGAAGGAUACAACCUAAAUGCCUACAGUUUACAUACUUUUUAUUACAGAUUUGCAAAUGGUUCUUUCCGUUCUUCUUUUCCUGGGAGUCAGUCUCUGCUUACAUUUUGAUUAAAUUAAUGUGGUUGUAUGAAAGAGAAGGUCUGAAGGAACAAAACAAAGAAAUUUUUUACUUAUUUUGCCCCAAGUGUUGUGUUGGAAGAAUGCAUGUAAAAAAAAUAGAUUGGAGUAUUAAACUGAUACAUAAAGUUUGCUUUUAUGUAUAAACACUUUUA